This is a messenger RNA of Melozone crissalis (California towhee), 1356 nucleotides long. RefSeq names its product siah E3 ubiquitin protein ligase family member 3 (gene SIAH3). The transcript has 2 exons. NCBI's taxonomy places the organism in Eukaryota, Metazoa, Chordata, Aves, Passeriformes, Passerellidae. Gene Ontology annotation, molecular function: ubiquitin conjugating enzyme binding; ubiquitin protein ligase activity. Gene Ontology annotation, cellular component: cytoplasm. The record is from RefSeq and is a predicted model, not a curated record. Gene Ontology annotation, biological process: proteasome-mediated ubiquitin-dependent protein catabolic process; multicellular organism development. The coding region runs from base 369 to 1097 and encodes 242 amino acids.
CUGUAAUCGCAAGAUAAAUGCAAUGUGCUGAUGUAUGGUAAUGUUCAAUAAUACAUUCUCCACCAGGCUCAAUUCAUCAGGGAGUUUCUGGAGGGGAGGCAUUUGUUAUUGGCUGUCUCCGGACCUCAAGGAUAACAUUCCUGUCCUUUCCAUUGGCCGCCCCGCUGCUGCAAGCCUCUUCCCGUCUUAUUUUGAUGAUGAAUAUGAAGGCAUGCUAAGCUGUGCCGGAGAGCAGCUCUCGCCGACUACACUCCCACCCCGGGCUCAAGGGCUCCAGAGCUCCCCGGCUGCUUCCCCUGCCCACUGCCAGCAGCAGCAGCAGCAGCAGCCGCAGAGCAGGAGCAGAAGCAGCAACGCCAAAAGUUGUGAUGCUUUUCUUCACCCAGUGCUUUGGGGCUGUGUUAGAUCUCAUUCACCUGCGGUUUCAGCACUACAAGGCAAAGAGGGUUUUCUCAGCUGCCGGGCAACUUGUCUGCGUCGUCAAUCCAACACACACCCUCAAGUAUGCAUCGACCCGCUGUGCAGCUGUGCAGGCGUCCACGGAGCAAGGCAUCCUUCCUCCCUGCCAUCACCACGAAGCAGUGCACGACCCUCAGCUGGUCCCCUGCACGUGCCCGCUCUUCUCCUGCCCGUGGGAAGGGCAUCUGGAGGUGGUGGUGUCCCACCUGAGGCAGACCCACCGCAUCAACAUCCUUCAGGGCGCGGAGAUUGUCUUCCUGGCCACGGACAUGCACCUGCCCGCGCCCACAGACUGGAUCAUCAUGCACUCUUGCCUUGGCCACCAGUUUCUGCUGGUCCUCAGGAAGCAGGAGAAGCACGAGGGCCACCCCCAGUUCUUUGCCACGAUGAUGCUGAUCGGCACGCCCACCCAGGCCAACAACUUCACCUACAGGCUGGAGCUCAACAGGAACCAGAGGCGCCUCAAGUGGGAGGCGACGCCCAGGUCGAUCCUGGAGUGCGUUGACUCUGUCAUUUCGGAUGGGGAUUGCCUUGUGCUGAACACUUCCCUGGCUCAACUCUUUUCUGACAACGGAAGCCUAGCGAUAGGAAUCGCCAUAACCACCAGCAAAGUUCACAGCUCCGAAGCUGAAAUGUGAUGGGGAGGAGGAAGAGGAGGAGGAACCACAGCAACAACUAUGGUGCUCUAGCUGCCUUCUGAGAGCCAGAACUCGCGGACUUUUUAUGGGGGGGGUCUCGGGUCUUUUAUGGUAUUUAGUACUUGUCCACAGUGGGCAUUAUGUAAACAUCCCGUGGUUACAGUCCCUGUGUCAUGUAUUUACCGUUUUGCUAAUACAAUUUUAUGAGAAAUUUUAAAGAGGCUAAUCAAUUUAUUGUCGCCCUCCAGCACCACUGGAA